Molecule: messenger RNA, 2606 nt
Organism: Doryrhamphus excisus (bluestripe pipefish)
Lineage: Eukaryota; Metazoa; Chordata; Actinopteri; Syngnathiformes; Syngnathidae
Gene: slc25a34
Product: solute carrier family 25 member 34
Source: RefSeq, a predicted model, not a curated record
CGGGCAGGACUGCGUGCCUAUUGGCCGCUGCAAAGGGGCAGUGGGCGGGGCCACCGACAAUGACUGUGGAGGUUGGCCGGCCACAUGUUUACAUUGCAGAGGAAGAAUGGCCAUGAUCUCCAAGUGAUGCCUGCGUUGAUCGAGGAAGAGGAAGACGAAGGUGAAAGGCGCUCCAGAGACGAAGCAGGCUGUCAUGUGACACGUCAGCCAUGCAAAGAGAUUGACGGCAUUCCUUUCAGCUUUCCCGCCAAACAAACAACACUUCCUUAUCUCCAGGAAGACAACGUGUGACCCGUGUGUGAUGACAACAAGUCCUCUCCUCAUUUCUUAGGCCUUCCCAACCAACAUGGCCUCCACGGUGUCGCCCGUACCCGGCAGCAUUUUCACCCCGCCGUCGCCGUCUCCGCCCCGUCCGGUUGUCUGGCCUCCUCUGGACUUCGCCCUGGGGGCCUUGUCUUGCUGCGUCGCCUGCGUCUUCACCAACCCUCUGGAGGUGGUGAAGACGCGUCUGCAGCUUCAGGGCGAGCUGCGGGCCCGGGGAACCUACCAGAGGCACUACCGCGGGGUCCUCCAGGCUCUUUGGGUGGUGGGGCGCACCGACGGGGUGCGGGGUCUGCAGAAGGGGCUCUCGGUGGGGUUGGUCUAUCAGGGGGUGAUGAACGGGGCCAGGCUGGGCUCCUAUUCUUACUGUGAAGCUCUGGGUGUCACCUCAUACCAUGGAGGAAGUGUUCUAUCGGGGGCUGGGGCCGGGGCCCUGGGGGCUUUUAUUGCGUCUCCGGCUUACCUGGUGAAAACGCAUCUGCAGGCUCAAACAGUGGAAGCGAUAGCAGUGGGCCAUCAGCAUAACCAUCUGGGAGCGUACGAUGCCUUUGUUAGCAUCUACAGAAAAGAAGGCUUCAUCGGACUGUGGAGGGGCGUGAACGGAGCCGUGCCUCGAGUCAUGGUCGGCUCGGCUGCCCAACUGGCAACCUUCACCUCGGCCAAGGAGCGCGUGUCACAUUCCCAGUGGUUCAGCGACGGCAGCUGGCUCACGGCGUUGAUAGCGGCCAGCAUCAGCGGGGUCGCCGUGGCCGUCACCAUGACACCCUUUGAUGUCGUCAGCACACGACUCUACAAUCAGCCGGUUGAUGAGCUUCACCGGGGCCGCCUCUACAGCGGCUUUUGGGACUGUCUGCUGAAGGUGUGCCAAGCUGAGGGUCUGCUGGGUCUGUACAAAGGCAUGGGCCCCGUGUUCCUGCGCUUGGCUCCUCACACGGUUCUCAGCAUGCUCUUCUGGGACGUGAUGAGGCAACAGGCCAUGGAGGGCAAGCAGGCGGGCUGAAUGGAUGCUGGAGAAGACGACGUCUUCACUGAACUUUCUUGACCAAGCGUGGAUGCUGCUGGGGUUUCAGAAGCUUCAAUCAAAUGCAUGAAGUGUUAUGAUUUUACUGUAUAUCUACAAUUGUGUAUUUAUUAGCAAUAACUUUCAUGUGUGCCUGGAUGACGACAAAUAUAUCUUUGUUUGCAGUGGUGAGGAACUUGCACUUCAUCAUACUGAGUGUAGCAAAGCCUAUCCCAGUUGUCUUCAUACACCCUGGACUGGUGGCCAGCCAAUCACAGGGCACAUAUAGACAAACAACCAUUCACACUCACAUUCAUACCUAUGGACAAUUUGGAGUCGCUAAUUGAGCUAGCAUGUUUUUGGAAUGUGGGAGGAAACCGGAGUACCUGGAGAAAACCCAUAACAUGCAAACUCCACACAGAGAUGGCCACACAGAAUUGAACUCGGGUUUCCUAGCUGUGAGACCUAACCACUCCUUCGCCGUGCAGCCCUUUUGAAGUGGUUCAUUUAUUCAUUUUCUGCCGCUUAUCCUCACGAGGUUCGUGGCCGUGCUGGAGCCUAUCCCAGUUGUCUUCGUACACCCUGGACUGGUGACCAGCCAAUCACAGGGCACAUAUAGACAAACAACCAUUCACACUCACAUUCAUACCUAUGGACAAUUUGGAGUCGCUAAUUAGAAUUAGCCUAGCAUGUUUUUGGAAUGUGGGAGGAAACCGGAGUACCCGGAGAAAAUCCACAUAUGCAAGGAGAGAACAUGCAAACCCCACACAGAGAUGGCCAAGGGUGGAAUUGAACUUGGGUUUCCUAGCUGUGAGACCUAACCACUCGUCCGCCAUGCAGCCAUUUUGUAGUGGUUCAUUUAUUUAUUUUCUGCCGCUUAUCCUCACGAGGGUCGUGGCUGUGCUGGAGCCUAUCCCAGUUGUCUUCGUACACCCUGGACUGGUGGCCAGCCAAUCACAGGGCACAUAUAGACAAACAACCAUUCACACUCACAUUCAUACCUAUGGACAAUUUGGAGUCGCUAAUUAACCUAGCAUGUUUUUGGAAUGUGGGAGGAAACCGUAGAAAACCCACGCCUGCACGGGGAGAACAUGCAAACUCCACACAGAAAAUGGCCGUGGGUGGAAUUGAACUCAGGUUUCCUAGCUGUGAGACCUAACCACUCGACCACCGUGCAGCCCUUUUGUAGUGGUCAUGACAAAUAAUGGUUGGAUGCAGUACUAAGUAGAGAGGUCGAGUGGUUAGUGGUUAUCCAUUAUCAAUAUUUUGUGCAAAUUCACAUAAU